Messenger RNA from Capsaspora owczarzaki ATCC 30864, 938 nucleotides. RefSeq lists its product as hypothetical. Gene Ontology annotation, biological process: carbohydrate metabolic process. The transcript is spliced from 6 exons. Lineage: Eukaryota; Filasterea; Ministeriida; Capsasporidae. The record is from RefSeq and is a predicted model, not a curated record. The coding region runs from base 7 to 879 and encodes 290 amino acids. Gene Ontology annotation, molecular function: deacetylase activity.
GCAAAGAUGGAGCAGCGGCAACGAACGCUGGUGGUGAAUGCAGACGACCUCGGGAUUGACGCCCAACGCGACCUGGGCAUUGCUCAGGCCAUCCGCAAUGGGGUUGUGCGCAGUGCAUCGAUGAUUGUCAACGGCGCGUCGUCAGAGUCCGCGGCAGAGCUGUUUCGCAGGACGGAUUGGCCUGCUCGUGUGAGCAUUGGGCUCCAUCUCAAUCUGACCGAGGGACGUACAAUUGCAACCCCGUCGCUCGUUCGUGCGCUGCUACACGAGUCAAGCGAGGAGAUGCUGGGUAAAUUCGGCUUCCGGGAUCGGCUCAACGAGCAACUGGAUGGUGUCAUCCAGGCAACCGCCAUCGAGACGCGAGCGCAGAUUCAGCACUUUGUGAUGCUGAUGGGCAGCCUGCCAUCGCAUCUAGAUGGGCACCAGCAUGUACAUACGAUUCCCGAGCUGGCUGAAACGAUCGCCCAAAUUUGCGCGGAAGUUGGCAUUACUCGCACCCGCAUUCCGAGUGAUAAUAUGCAAGUGCAGCCGUGGAUGGACACGCAAACACCGCGUUACAAAUUUCUCUGCAUGGUUGCCGAGCAAGGGCGGCGUUCCCGUGCCAUAUAUGCCUCUCAUGGUGUCUCGUCAACGACAAGUUUCAUCGGGUUGGGAUUGAUGGGACUGGAUUUCACCAUUGAGCGGAUGUGUGAGCGUCUUGGAUCGUGUCCUGAUGGAACAAUCGAGUGGAUGUGUCAUCCAGGGCUCAGCUCAACCGAGGGCGAUGAUUUCAACCAGUCACCAGACCGGCCCCUAGAGCUCAAAUGGCUGUGCUCUACGCAACUACGCGAGACUCUGAGCGCGGAACGCAUCGAGGUUGAUAGCUUUCAUGUCGUUUGAAAACGCUUCAUGGUGUCUUAAUUAGUUUCUUACAUCCAAAAGGACCGCACGGGUUUUAC